UAGAAUUCAAAAGAAAAACAGUUGUGAUUAAGCUUUGUAUGUACCAGUUUCUGUCCAAAGAAUUUGCUCAAGAGAAUGAUCUUUCUGAAUUACGAGAAUCGCCUUCAUGGGAUCGCGACAUUGUUCUAAUUCGUCUAUCGUUGAAUAUUUUUUUUAGCAUUUUGUUUACUUAAACAGUAAUUUUUUACAGUGAGUUCCGCUGGUAUUAACCAAAAUGAGUGAUCAACCGGCAUGGCAUUCUUUUCGACAAGACAUCAACAAUUCCAUUGAUAAAUUGUUCACAAAGUUGUAUGAACUAUGGGACGAAAUAGGAUUGAACGAGCAUACUCGUCAAGCCAAUUGCAAACAGGCUACAUCGCACUUUUUGGACCUGAUAAAAGACAUGAUAAAGGAAGUGGAGGAUAGAAAAGAAAACUUGUUGAACAGUAUAGCUAUGAUGCUUGAGUCAAUUGAUGUAUUGUGUACAGAGUUGAAAUGCAAGCAUGAAAUUGAAUCGUAUAACAGUUUACCUCUGAUGGAGGUUCAAUCAAAAUUAAAAACUCAAUUGGAAAGCUUGAAGAAAAAGAAAGAGCAGCGUCUUCAGUGUUUAAAAGAACUUCAAGAACAGGAACGUCAUAUUUGCAAAGCCCUGGGUGUGCAACCAAUUGGCAUAAGUGUUGGUGUACCGAGUUACGAGGAACUUGAAAACUUCAAGUUUUAUCUCGAAAAGCAACAAGAUGAAAAAAUCCGCCUCGAGCGCAUAUUCAAAGAUAUGCAGCAUUCAAUAAUUAACAUGAUGGAUGCAUUAGCAUACGUUCCGAACUCUGACUUUGAAAUUUUGGUAUGCACGAACGAGAAUAAUUUCGUUUAUUCAGCCCAAAACAUGGUCAAAUUGCGAGAAUUACGAGACUAUCUGAAAGAAAGUUUGAGCACUGCAAAAGAAAAAGCAGCUUCGAGACGAGAAGAAUUGAUUGCUCUCUGGAAAUAUCUCGAAGUGCCGGGAGACUCAUGCAAAAAUUUCCUUGAUAAAUAUUCAGGAUACAGCCUCAACGACCUUUUUGCCUUGGAAGAAGAAAUUAAGCUUUGCAAGCAAAAACGCAGUGAGAACAUAGCCAAAUACGUAAAAAAAGUUCGGGAGGAGUUGAAAAGUUUGUGGGACAAAUGCAAAUUUGGCGAGGAUCAGCGCAAGAGAUUCAAGCCGUAUUAUAUUGACUUGUACGACGAGGAUCUGCUCACGAUUCACGAUGCAGAAGUCGAAAGACUUCGGGAGUAUUACAACAAAAAUAAAAAACUCUUCGAACUAGUGAACGAAUGCGAGAAUUUGUGGGAGAAAGGAAAAGAGCUUGAUCAACGAGCCAACGAUCCAGAACGUCUGCACAACCGCGGAGGACAAUUAUUGAUCGAGGAAAAAGAACGUAAGCUCAUCCAAAAGAAAUUGCCUAAACUUGAGGAACAAAUAAAUAUACUAAUCGAACAUUACGAGGCUGAAAACGGAGAACCUUUCACCAUCAAUGGAAUGUCUUGUGAUCAAUUCUUCCGGCAAUCCAUCCAAGAUUAUGCCGAAAUGAAAGAAACUCUAAAAAAACAACGUCAAGCAAAAGCGAAGGACAAAUCAUUAAAAAAAACACCAGUUAUGAGUACUUCUCGACGUACACCAGCCACAACGACGAGUCUAUUAAGACCCGCUCACACAUCUGUUAAGAGAAGGGAUGACAAGUCACCUUUAGGAAAUUCAGCUAAACGUAAUCGCAUGGCUCAAAGCGACAAAACUCGCCCAACAGUUUGUACCUCGAAAGUACGAAGAAGUAAUCGGAUUCCUCGGAAGUUAAUAAAAACGUUAAACGCUUCGAAUCGAUCGACGACUAAACAGACAGAAUUGAUGAAUGACACACAAGCAACGAUUGGAAGCGUUGCGCAAUACGAGCAAUUUCAGCAACAUUUAGAACAGCGAGAAGAAUUAAGGAGUUCUCUCUUGCCGGAACAAGUUCUAAAGAAGGCUCGAGGAAGGCCGAAAAUGCGAACGCCAGUCAAAACACCGGUAAAACCAUUGAGGAAAAAUCUCUCUUCUGUAUCGACGACACCGAAACAAACACCAAGAUCUAGCCAUAUUCGUGAACCAUCGCGAAGUCCGAAGAUGACGACGACUCCGCGUCUCGCCGCAGCGCCGAGCAAAUUGCCUUUUUUCUUCUAGACAAUUUCUCACCUGUCGAUGUUGCAUUAACCUCCGUUUCGAGUUCUCUAUUCCACCGUAUUUUCUGUCAUCCACAUUCGAAUUCUAUAAACAUGUUUUUUCCAUUCAUCGAAGUGGGAACUGCUUCAAAGCGUUGCAAAUUUUACCAAUAACAUCUACACCAAGGAAAGCUAUUGAACAUUAAAAAAAGAAAUUUUUCGAAAUGAGCACUAUUAGACAAAUUAUUGGAGAAGUUGGUAUAUAGUUAUCCACAAGAAAGUAGGAAAAAUGAACAAUGGAACAAAAAGAAAACUGCGAUAUUUUUUUAGCCAUCCGAAUAAGGGAUGAGCUGUAGUGGGAACUAUCAUUCACAAAUGUCGCAGUGCGAAAAAGUUGUGUUUGACAAUUCCUCAGUACUGACAUCGAUGUCAGUUGAAUAAUUAAAAAAAGUUCUUUUCCUUUUUGGAAAAAAACGGAUUAAAAAAAAACUCGGAGAUAUAGUAUUUUUAUUAUUGAAUAUCGUCUUUUGUAUUAUUUUUAUAAAUGACUAAGCGUUACGAGAUUUACAUAGUUAUGGCCGAGGGAAAGGGAGGGGGAUGAGUUAGCCCUUAACUUGAAAUUAAAUAAGAAUUUUUUCACGAGAUCCACUUUUGUUUUUAUCCUAUGUGCACUUUGUAAAUAAAUAGUUGUGUUUGACAA
This is a messenger RNA of Venturia canescens, 2848 nucleotides long. Its product is annotated as protein regulator of cytokinesis 1-like. NCBI's taxonomy places the organism in Eukaryota, Metazoa, Arthropoda, Insecta, Hymenoptera, Ichneumonidae. Gene Ontology annotation, biological process: mitotic spindle midzone assembly; microtubule cytoskeleton organization. The record is from RefSeq and is a predicted model, not a curated record. Gene Ontology annotation, cellular component: mitotic spindle midzone; spindle; cytoplasm. Bases 215 to 2170 code for a protein of 651 amino acids. The transcript is spliced from 9 exons. Gene Ontology annotation, molecular function: microtubule binding.